AUGGACUCCCCCCGCCCCAGCCCCAAACCCACCCUCCUAACCCUCCCCCUCGAACUCCGCCAAAUAAUCUACACCUACCUCUUCACCACCCAACCCAUCACCAUCCAAAAAAAGCCCAUUUCCGCCCAGUGCAGCAUCGACAACCGCCCCCUCCCCCACCACAACCCAGAAGCCAUCAUCACCACCACCCCCACCCCCAACACCAACCCAACCCACGACCUCAAAACCAUCGCCCACCUAGAUUCCCCGGGCUACCCAUCCCCCACCACCCUCGACAAAUCCCACUACCAGCCCAGCUACGCCCUCCUCCUGACCAACCGCCAACUCCACCACGAAACCCAGCACCUCGCCUACAGCGCCCCGCUCUUCCGCACCCAAGAAACCAAGGCGUUCGCCAACUUCACCAGCUGCCUCACCCGCCCCCAGAUCCAAACAAUCCGCCACCUCGCCUUCCUCCUCCCGCUCUCGCAGGGCAUGGAAACGCACGCCGCGGAGUGGCACGAGACCUUCGCAUUAGUCCGCCACGCCUGCCCUCACCUCCGCUCCGUGUCGGUAGAAAUGGCGCUGGCGUUCCCGGCGGCCAGCGGGAAGGAUACGUAUUGGGAUGGGGGGUUAUUGGAGCUGGAUUGGGUGCGGACGCUGAGGGGGAUGCGGGUUAUUGUUUACAGUGGUGAUGUGGCGGAGGUCGAGCAGCAAGAGCCCUUUUUCCUGUAUGAGGCCGGGACGCUGCAUCCGGCUGUAUCGAACAUCCCCAACAAGUCUGCGGCUGCGGCUGCGGCUGCUAAUGCUGCUGGUACUGGCGCUGGUAUUGGUGUCGGUACUGGUACUGGUACUGGUACUACUACUGCAGAUCAGCCGAUAAGUUUCCAUCACGCGCGGGACGCUCUCCGGCGGAGGCUGGCACUCUCCCACCCCAGUCCCGAUGGCAACGAGGACAACUCAGGCCGGCUGUUCUUCCGCACCUCGCCGAAUGUCUUCCCCCUGUAUGUCCGGAAUCUUACGGAGAUGCUGCUCCGGCGGCGGCGAUCGCAUGCCGAGAUCCGCGGGGAGGAUCGCAUGCAGCGGAACGAGAUCUACUACUAUGUGUACCUGAAUGAGAGGCCGUCCGAGCGGGAUCGGGUCUUUGGGUUUCAGUACGGUAGGAGUGUGAAGUUGGAGGAAUGGGAGUUUGAGCGCGCGCUGGAGGGGCUUCGGCGGUCGAGGGAGCGGUUGCGUGUGCGACGGGAGAAUGGGGAGUUGGGCGCUUGGACGCGUCCCGAGCGGGUGGCUGUGAGGGAGAGACAUGGGCUACGUCAGGUUCAGAGCGGGGAGGGUACGGGGUUUGGGAUUGAGAAGCCAGGGGCUUGGAGGAGGCAGCUACUGCUGGAGGCGUCGGCGCCUUUUAUUGAAUCGUUCCCGGAUUGUAUAGCACGGCCGUAUCGGUCCGAGGGGAGGGGCUCUGGUUGA
Messenger RNA from Aspergillus aculeatus ATCC 16872, 1446 nucleotides. RefSeq lists its product as uncharacterized. Lineage: Eukaryota; Fungi; Ascomycota; Eurotiomycetes; Eurotiales; Aspergillaceae. The record is from RefSeq and is a predicted model, not a curated record. The transcript has 2 exons. The coding region runs from base 1 to 1446 and encodes 481 amino acids.